AUAGGAAGGUGCGUAUAACACUGUUGAUAUCAUGCAGACCAAGUUUAUCCUCCCAGAUAGUGGAGAAAAGUGGGUGAUCCAAGCAAUUCGGGAUGCUUGGAAGCGGUUCAAGGGAAAGAUUAAGCAGAAGCACUUUGUUCCCUUUGAUACCAUCGAAGAUAUGGUGAAAAAUCGACCGACACAAGUUCCAGAAAGUCAAUUCAUAAAAUUGAUCUAUUAUUGGAGUCAUCCUACAAUCCAGUCUAUAAGUGAAAAAAACAAGAAACAUAAAGAACAGCAAAAGUUUCCACAUCGCAUGGGGCCAAUCAAUUUCGGAAGAGUACGAGUGGCUCUGCGCGCGACAAAGGAAACAAAUGAGGAACCAAAAAGGUUUGAAAUGUUCCUUGCUACUCGAACAAGUCGGAAAAGGAAGGAAAUUGAUCAGGAAACACAAGAUGCAAUUGAUGAAUUCCAAAACCGCCAAGCUGCUGGUGAAACAGAUGAGGAAGCUUUUGAGUCUUUAUUUGGAAAAGAACAACCAGGUCAGGUUAGGUGCUAUGGAAGAUCUGUUACACGAAGUGACUUAAAAAAGCAUGCAGAAAUUUCUGAACUCAAGCAACAACACCAAGAGGAAGUCACAUCUUUGAAGGCUGAACUUGGAGACAUGAAGGCCAAACAGCAGCACCAAGAGGCUGACCUUCAUGGAUUGCGAAACAUGAUUAAGUUACUAGUUCAGCGAUCUGAAUCUGGAAUGAGGCCAGAAGAAAUUGAAGCUUUGUUACAAGAUGCCCAACACUCUCCAAUUGAUGCAAAUAGCGCUCAUGGAUCAACACAUAUUCCAAACAUAAAUAUGGAUAAUUCUGAAGAUGCGAGUGAAGAUUGAGAUGCUGAUCAUAAUGGUUUAUUGACAAAGAUGGAAAUUGAAAGAUGUAUGGUUGAUGAUGAUAUCUUUUAUUAGAAGCUAAGAUACAUUUAUAUGAUAUAAUAUUUUGGUUUUUCCUAGUUUAUUAGCAGUAAACUCUAAGUGCAUUAUAUGACUAUACUUAUUCUAGUUUGAGAUGUAUGAAUACUCAAAAUUAUGAUCAUCCUAAUAUUUUUGGUUCAUUAUAUAAUUAUAUUUUGUUUCAGUA
Molecule: messenger RNA, 1109 nt
Organism: Arachis ipaensis
Lineage: Eukaryota; Viridiplantae; Streptophyta; Magnoliopsida; Fabales; Fabaceae
Source: RefSeq, a predicted model, not a curated record